AUGACCUCCACAACUACUACAGUGACCAGCGUCACCCCCAUUAAAACAACUUAUUCGACUCCAGCUGAAGUGGACGAUGCUCAUAGCACACUGCAUGCAACUUUCCGUACUGGCCUCACCAAAGAUUUGGCGUGGCGGCGAUGGCAGCUCAAGCAGCUGUGGUGGAUGAUGGACGAGAACAUGGAUCGCAUAUUCGACGCCCUCAAGGCAGAUCUCAACCGGCAUCACUUUGAAAGUUUAUUUACAGACAUCAGGUCUGUAAAAGCCGACAUAAUCUCGCACUUGAAAAACCUCGAGGACUGGACGUCCACAAAGCCCAUCAACACCGGGAUCCCCCUCGGGUCGUGGCUCUUCAAGGCGCGCAUUCGCAAGGAGCCGCUUGGAGUUGCCUUCAUCAUGGGUGCCUGGAACUAUCCAAUGCUACUUCUCUUGCAGCCUGUGAUCUCGGCAAUCACCGCCGGUUGCUGUGUGCUCCUUAAGCCGUCAGAUUUGAGCGUCCACUCGGAGCGGCUUUUGCAGGAGCUCGUGCCCAAGUAUCUAGACCCACGCGCCAUCCGCAUCGUCACGGGUGGGCCGGCCGAGACGGGCUACAUGCUCGAGAAGCGCUUUAACCACAUCUUCUUCACGGGAUCCACCAAGGUCGGCCACAUCGUCGCCGCCGCCGCCGCCAAGCACCUGACCCCGGUCGUGCUGGAGCUCGGCGGUCAGAACCCGGUAAUCGUGCACAAGACGGCUGACAUCGACUACUCGGCGCGACGCAUCGCCUUCGCCAAGUUCCAAAACGCCGGCCAGAUCUGCCUCUCGGUCAACCACGUCUUUGUCGACCCCGAGGUGGCCGACGAGUUCGUCGAGCGCGCCUCGUACUGGUGCGCCAAGUUCGUCGAGGGCGAGGCCAGGGACCACCUGACCCACAUCGUCAACACGCGCAACUUUGACCGCCUCUGCGGCCUGCUCGAUGCCACCUCGGGCAAGGUCGUGCAGGGCGGUGGGCGCGAUCGCGAGACCUGCUACCUCCAGCCGACGGUCGUCCGCGACGUCACCCUGUCGGACCCGCUCAUGUCCGAGGAGCUGUUCGGCCCCAUCCUGCCCGUCAUCACGGCGACACCCGACGAGGCGAUCCGCACCAUCAGCAGCGGGCCGUCGCCGCUAGCGCUGUACAUGUUUGCGCGCGACGACGCCUUUGUCGAGCACGUGCUCGACCGCACCCUCUCGGGCGGCGUGACGGUCAACAACAUUGCGGUGCACGUCGCGUUCGACGACGCGCCGUUUGGCGGCGUCGGCGACUCGGGCCACGGCGCCUACCAUGGUCGCCACGGGGUCGACAGCUUUGUGCACCGUCGGCCCGUCGUCCACAUCCCGUCCUGGGUCGACAGGCUCCUCGGCUUUACGUACCCCCCGUAUAGCAUGGACAACGCCGGCAAGAUGACUAUCAAGAACUCGCUGGGCUUCAAAAAGGGCGAGACCAUGGAGGACCAGCGCCGCGUUGCCGGGCGCGGCCGCCUCUGGUAUGCUACUGCCGUGGGCGUGGGCGGCGUUGUGGCUGCCGUUGGUGCGAGGUAUUUACAGGCUUAGUGGUAAUUUGGGAUAAGUUUCUUGAUACGAGACAGUGUAUAUUACUAUUGUUGUUGUCAACUGUACUCAGUAUCUGUGUUGAUGCAAGUCGGUAUGUGUUUGGGUAUAUGUAUUAGUCUAGUUAAAAUAGGUCGGUUAUGAAAAGGCAAGACGUCGUAUUUUCCC
This is a messenger RNA of Pyricularia oryzae 70-15, 1737 nucleotides long. Its product is annotated as aldehyde dehydrogenase 3H1. Gene Ontology annotation, cellular component: cytoplasm. NCBI's taxonomy places the organism in Eukaryota, Fungi, Ascomycota, Sordariomycetes, Magnaporthales, Pyriculariaceae. The coding region runs from base 1 to 1572 and encodes 523 amino acids. The record is from RefSeq and is a predicted model, not a curated record. The transcript has a single exon. Gene Ontology annotation, biological process: aldehyde metabolic process. Gene Ontology annotation, molecular function: aldehyde dehydrogenase (NAD+) activity.